This is a messenger RNA of Balearica regulorum gibbericeps (East African grey crowned-crane), 869 nucleotides long. The record is from RefSeq and is a predicted model, not a curated record. Lineage: Eukaryota; Metazoa; Chordata; Aves; Gruiformes; Gruidae.
AGAAACUGCUAGCUUGGAAGAGCAGCUGCAAGGAUGGGGAGAAGUGAUUUUGAUGACAGAUAAAGUUCUUCGCUGGGAGAGAGCCUGGUUUCCUCUGGCGCUGAUGAGUGUUGUUUCCUUUUCUUUUCUGAUGAUCUACUACUUGGACCCGUCAGUUCUUUCAGGUGUCUCCUGUUUUGUUAUGUUCCUCUGUUUGGCUGAUUAUCUUGUUCCUGCUCUUGCACCAAGAAUCUUUGGCUCUAAUAAAUGGACUACGGAACAGCAGCAAAGAUUUCAUGAGAUUUGCAGCAAUCUGGUAAAAUCUCGUCGCCGAAUUGUUGGCUGGUGGAAGCGUCUCUUCACACUGAAGGAAGAGAAGCCUAAAAUGUACUUCAUGACCAUGCUUUUUUCUCUUGCUGUGGUUGCCUGGAUCGGACAGCAGGUUCACAAUCUCUUUCUGACCUAUCUUAUUGUAAGUUUCUUGUUGCUGUUUCCUGGACUGAACCAGCAUGGGAUCAUUACAAAGUAUGUUGGAAUGGCAAAAAGGGAGAUAAACAAACUUCUCAAGCACAAGGAAAAGAAAAAUGAAUGAAGACUUAACUGCUGUUCGCUCCUGUAAAAGGUUUCUGUGGGAACAGUUUUGAGAAUUAAUGUAUAAUUAAGAUAAUAGAAGUUGUAUUGCUCACUGGCUUUUUUUUAUUGGCUCCCUGAUGAAGUGAAAAUGUCACUCUAGCAACUGCUGUGGGCUUGUCUCUCUUGCUGUGCUGACUAGGGUUCCGCAGCCUGCGGUGAUCUUACACGAAAGAUCCUGACCAUUGAUGUACGGAGCUUCAGUGUCUUCACCAAAUUAAGAGGCCCUGUGAAUAAAUACCCCGACUCCAGAAACCGCA